This is a messenger RNA of Alternaria triticimaculans, 3042 nucleotides long. RefSeq lists its product as uncharacterized. Gene Ontology annotation, molecular function: ubiquitin protein ligase activity; ribosome binding. NCBI's taxonomy places the organism in Eukaryota, Fungi, Ascomycota, Dothideomycetes, Pleosporales, Pleosporaceae. The coding region runs from base 1 to 3042 and encodes 1013 amino acids. The transcript is spliced from 5 exons. The record is from RefSeq and is a predicted model, not a curated record. Gene Ontology annotation, biological process: protein ubiquitination; rescue of stalled cytosolic ribosome.
AUGGCACCCAAAACUCAACCUAACCCGCAGAAGGCGGCAUCCAUUCUUGCCUGGUUCCAUAAGACGGCGCAGGCUCAUAGCAUCAAGGACCUCGAAAAGACGCUGCCACAAGUCUCCUCCAUCAACGGCAUGCAGGUCAAGGACUACCUCCAAGCACUCUCAGACGACAACAAGAUUCGUGUCGAGAAGAUUGGUAGCGGCAACUGGUACUGGAGCUUCCCAGCCGACGAAAAGAAAGCCAAAGAUGCUGCUCUCAAGAAGGCCCAAGAGGAGUUCGACAAGGCCACCGCUACUGUAGCCGAACUUCAGGCGAAAGUGGAUGAUGCAGGUGCAGCUCGCGCUGAUGACGAGGAGAUGCUCAUGGAGACAGGUGGCGACCGCAAGACACUGAUUACGAAGCAUGCCGACCUCACCAGAGACCUCGAGAAGCUCAGGACUGAGCUAGCCGCGUACAGCGAGCAAGACCCCGUCGAAAUGGAGAAGAAAGCCACCGAAACUCAGCAGGCUCAUCUUGACGCUGAGAAGUUUACCGACCAGAUUUACGCCAUGCAGGGCUGGGUUAAGCAGACUAUGUGUGGUGGCAGUGGAGGGCACGAAUACCUGGAGAUACUGAGGUCCUUCUACCAGGAUGAGUUUGAUGAGGAGGAACUGGGCUUACACCCGCAACAAUACCCCGCGAUGGCCUCGACAGGCGCCCCAGAAACCCCGCAAGUUCCUGCAAGCCCGCAACGGAGAGGGGGAAGAGGGCGUGGGCGCGGCAGAGGUGCACACGGUGGAGAAGAUGGCCACGAGAACUUCGGAGGGCGAGGCCGAGGACGGGGCGGCUUCCAGAGCCGCGGGCGAGGUCGCGGCAACAGAGACGGCGCAGGCACUCGCGGUGGACACGCGCCGGAGAAGGGCAAGGCGCCUGCCAUAGACACAGAAGAGAGCGGACACGCUCCACCGACUCUCUUUAAGCCCAACCUCCAGCAAUCGGACAACGAAGACGACGAUGCUGAAGUCUGCUUCAUUUGCGCCUCGCCCGUUCAGCACACAGCCGUCGCUCCUUGCAACCACCGCACAUGUCACAUCUGCUCCAUCCGAAUGCGGGCCUUGUAUAAAACAAAGGCCUGUGCACAUUGUCGAACCGAGUCGGACCACGUUAUCCUCACAGACGACGCCGAGAAGAACUACGAGGACUUCUCCACCGCUGAGUUUUUCAAAUCCGACGAUACCCUGGGCAUACACUUUGAGAACUCCGGCGUGUUUGAAGACGCGCGAUUGCUUUUACAGUACAACUGCCCCGACGGCGAGUGCGAUGUAGCCUGUCUAGGCUGGCCGGACCUGCAUCGUCAUGUCAAGACGGCGCAUGGAAAAGUCAUGUGUGACCUCUGUACGCGGAACAAAAAGGUCUUUACCCACGAGCACGUCCUAUUCACGAUGGCCGAGCUACGACGGCACCAGAAAUUUGGCGACGACAAUCCUGGAGCAAUAGAUCAAAGCGGAUUCAAAGGGCACCCGGAGUGCGGUUUCUGCAACCAGCGUUUCUACGGCGACGACGAACUAUACACCCAUUGCAGAGACAAGCACGAACGCUGCCACAUUUGCGACCGCCGGGAGGGAGGAAGCAGGAAACAACAAUACUACGUCAACUACGAUUCGCUCGAGGUGCACUUUCGGAAAGACCAUUUCCUCUGCCCAGAUCGAGAGUGUCUAGAGAAGAAGUUCGUUGUGUUCGAUUCUGAGAUGGACCUCAAGGCGCACCAGUUGGAGGUGCAUCCCAACGGUCUUUCCAAGGACGCUUUACGGGAUGCCCGGAGAGUCGACAUGUCUGGCUUCCAAAUCAGGGCGCCUCACGAGCAAGGUCAGGGCAACAACAGGCGAGACGAGCGCAGACGCGAGGGUGGCAGAGGCCGUGGACGCGGACGGGAUCCGAACGCUGAGCCAGUGCCUGCGUCCUCUGCGCAGCCCUUGAGCAGAGCAGAGCUUGCUUACCAGCGGCAGAGAGAGGCUCAGAACACUCAUUCAGUAACAGGAAGAACUUUUGGGGGCCAGCUCUCUGCACCAACUCCAGGCGAGGCGUUCGCUGCUAGACCUCCUCCAAGCGCCUCAGAGCCUCCUACCGUCACUGCGUCGCGCCCAACCCCAGCGGCUGCCAACAAUAUCACGAAUGGUGUCGCUCAACUAAGCAUGGACACACAACCACCCAAUCCGGUUCCACAGACACCCCAGGACCAGGCUAGACUGUUGCGUCACAACGCAGUUACGGAACGGGCCACAAACAUGCUUCGGGGUAGCGAGAUCAAGCUGCAAGAGUUCAGAGCCGCGGUAUCGGCCUAUCGCAACUCGAAGGUAUCCGCGCCACAGCUCAUCGACGGGUUCUUUGCGCUAUUCGACGCCAACUCGAAAGAGAUGGGGAAGCUGAUCAAAGAAUUGGCGGACAUCUUCGAGAUGCCAGGCAAGCGAGAAGCUCUAUUGAAGGCUUGGAAUGAUUGGAAGGCUAUCAACGAGGACUAUCCAUCAUUACCUGGCUCUGCGACAGGCUUGAACGGCGCAUCGACUGCGCGAGGAGGUUCGCGGGUACUGAAGCUGAAGAGCUCAACAGCGCAAUCCUCUCGAUCCACAGCCAACCAGCAAGCCAGUUGGUCGAACGCAUCGUCGAGCAACCCAUUCCCAGCCUUGCCAGCGCCUUCAGGUCGUGUCGGUGCGAAGCCCGGACAAACGCCGUGGGCCUCCUCAUCUGCCGCAACGAGCGCGCGCCCCUCGCCCAUGCCAUCGCGAGUCGCAUCAUCAACAAACGUAAAUAAGAAGCCUGCUGCCGCAGACGCCUUCCCAGCUCUCCCCGCAGCAGCGAAACCUACCAGCACAAUCUUCAGCCCCGGCUACACUGGUCACGGUCUACGACGCGACAACAGCGGACGCAACACUCCAGUGAGUAACCCUUGGGCUGGCCCAUCCGGCACGAACAGCAGUACAUCAACACCGGCUUUGGAGGAUGCAGGAGCGGCAGGGAAGAAGAAGGGUAACAAGGGUAAAAAGCAGACACUCUUCCAGUGGGGUUAG